AUGUCAGAAAUAGUCUAUGAUGAAAAUUUCAUACGAAAUUUUCUAAAAAAAACAAUUGAAGAUAUAGCGACUCCAUUUAUAGAAAGAAGAAUCAACUCAGGAGGCCAUAAAGAAAACCUUCAAGAUGAAAUUAUAGAGCUUUUAUAGAUUAUAAAUGAAAAUGAAGAGUAGAUUAAGACAUUGAUAUAGUUAGGAUAUUAUCUUUUAGAAAGAGGAUAAGAAAAUGUAUAGGAAAAGUAAAAUGAAAUGGAGAAUCUAUAGUAACAAAUUUAUGAUUGCGAGACAUAAAUUGAGUUUCAUAAGCAAAGUGUUCACGAAUAUUAAAGAUUAUAUCAUGAACAACUUGAAAAAAAUAAUAGACUACAGGAUACUAUUGCUUAAAUUGAAAGCGAGUCUACAAGCAACUAAAAAGCUUAUGAGAAUAUCAAAAAAGAACUUCAAAAACUGAGAACUCAAUCUCAAAAAAUGGGAAAACCUGAAGAUUUGGAAAACCUAAAACAAAAUCUUUUGCUUCAUUAGCAAGAAAACACAGAUUUAAAAAGUUAACUUAGCUAAUAAAAGACAGAUAAUAAACAAUUAAGAGAUGAAUUUAGUAAUUUAACAAAGACUUACGAAAAGUAAAUUAAAAGUAUGGAGAAAGUCGAAUAUGAAAACAAAAACUAAAAGAAUGUAAUUAAAAACUUGGAGUUUAAGGUCAAAGAACAGAAGUCUAAGAUUUAAUAGCUAGAGGAAUUAGUUAGCAUUUAGAUUAAAGAAAUUGAGGAAUUAAAGAAAUAAAAUAAUUCCUUAGAGAGAGAUAUAGCUUCAUUAGUAAAUAAAGGAACUUAAAAUUCCGUUUCAUCACCUAAAAGUAUUAGUAAGGCUGAUUUAAUAGCUUAGCAAUUAUUCACUGAAUUAAAAUCUUGUGAUGAACCAGGCUUACUUGAAAACAGAGGAAGUGGUAAUUUAACUCCUUCCUCAGCCUCAACAGCUGUAUCAAAUGCUAACACAUAGGUAAGCAGCCAAAAUAACAUCAGUAUAACAAAUAAAGAAAACGAAAAUAAAAAGAAUAGCAUGUAAAUUUUCCUUUAAGCUCAUGGUAAUUUGCUUUCAGAAUUAAAGGAUUUCAAGGAUGGCGAAAUGUUUAAUGAAAAUGCUAAUGUAACCCGAAAUUCUCCUAGAGCUAGAUCAAAUUCUAAAGAUAAAAUUAAAUUGGAUGCAAAUAAUUUGAAAACAACAGGAAAAGUUACUAAUAGUAAACCACAACCCAUAAGAAGAGAUCCUUACGAGGAAUUUUUUAUGCUAACAUCUUAAUGUGUUAAGCUCAACUCUCCUUUCUUAGACGAUAUAUUGGCCUUGGAUUGCUCUGGCUACUACAAACAAGUUUUAGAACAAUAUAUUCCAUAUCAUAAAUGGUAUAAAUGGAUAGAAGAGAAGCUUUACUCAAUUAGAAAGUAAUUAUUAUAAGAAUAAUAAUAAGAUUUAUUACAACAUUAACUCAUUUAAUAUUGA
Molecule: messenger RNA, 1491 nt
Organism: Tetrahymena thermophila SB210
Lineage: Eukaryota; Ciliophora; Oligohymenophorea; Hymenostomatida; Tetrahymenidae
Exons: 9
Source: RefSeq, a predicted model, not a curated record